GGAGGUUUGGCAUGGUGAUUGGUGGCACAGCCAGUGGACGGUUGACUGAUGGGCUGCUGUUGCCUCACAGAGCCAAAGGGACCACCACUCUUUGCCACCCAGCCCAGUCUGGGGUGCAGGGGUGAGGUGGCUGUGGCUUCAGGAUGAGAUCUGACUCCCUGGCCUGGGCUCGGGUCUGCAGGCUCCUGCUGGCAUCGGAUCAGUACUGGCAGAUAUGAGUGGGGCACUGAAUUCUCAUGGUGCAGGCGCCUGGCCCGGAUGGAGGUGGGAGAGUCAGGCUGGGCCGUGGGAGUGCACGAGACCACACAGGACGUGUGUGCCUGCAUCCCAGGAAGGGGUCACACCCCUCAUGAGGGAGGGUGCACAGAGGUGCACAGAGGCUGCGGGACUGAUCCAAGGGGGAGAACCGACACCAGCACGAAGCCAGGGGGACAGUGACAGCAGGGCUGGCUGUGUCUCCCGGCCCCAGGGGCUCCUGCUGUGGGCUCCCACCAGAGAGCCAGGCUCCAGGACAGCACCCAGGCCCAGGGUGGGGGAGCCAGCAGAGCUUCAGGAGAAGACACAGAUGAAUGCAGGUGAAGGAAGAGGCCACCAUUCUUCCCAAGGAGGCAGAGACAAGCUCUCCAGCACCGAGGGCGCAGAGGGACACAGGGUCACAGAGCGAGAGGCAGGCAGGAGGGGGACAGGGAGCUGUGGUUCACGGAGACUCUCCUGGCAUGGAUUCCAGCCAACCUGCCUGCUCCUCGAGCGGCCAGCGUGUCCUGGGGUCAUGGGGUUGUCACUCCUGGCCACCUUUCAGGUCCAAGCCCAGCUGUCCCCUCCCGUGCAGGCCAGGCCGAUCCUGUUCCAUCCUGUCUGGCUGCAGAGUCCUCCCAUUUUGAGGAGAGCUUGCUGUGCUGUGGCACCAAGGCAAAGUCCCCUUGUUCAUCAGGGCUCUGCACCCAGCCUGGCUCUGCACGGAGCACAGGGCUCAGGAAGCAGCAGGACCCCACCCCAGGCCCAGGCUGCAGGGACCAGCGUGAGUUUCCCACAGCUGCACAGCACAGGGGUGAUGGCCAGAGCAUUGAAGCCUCGAUCGGUCCCACAGGAGUAUGUGUGAUGUUGGUGGUUCGUGUAUCCGUUAAAAAUCAA
Molecule: messenger RNA, 1131 nt
Organism: Cavia porcellus (domestic guinea pig)
Lineage: Eukaryota; Metazoa; Chordata; Mammalia; Rodentia; Caviidae
Exons: 3
Coding region: 215-1099 (294 amino acids)
Source: RefSeq, a predicted model, not a curated record